Messenger RNA from Prunus armeniaca (apricot), 756 nucleotides. NCBI's taxonomy places the organism in Eukaryota, Viridiplantae, Streptophyta, Magnoliopsida, Rosales, Rosaceae. The record is from the annotation of a GenBank genome assembly.
AUGGGUUCCUCAAGAUCAUUGCUUUUCUUCAUUAAUCUUGCUAUUAUUAUCUUAAACCUUGUUGCUCCCACCAUAUCCCAAGAUGAUGGUAUGUGCACAGAAAAAGCUGAGAACUGCUGGAAGUGCUCUGAUACUGGCACCUACACAGCAGGUGACAAGUACCAAGAGAACCUCAACAGCCUCCUCUAUUCCUUCUCCUCCAACACCCAAAUCAAUUCCGGAGGAGUUCUCUCACAGAACUCUUGUCAGGCUUGUCUCUACAAGUCUACUGAUAUUCUCUUGCAAAAUUGUUCAACUCAAAGGGAAGCAAUCAUAUGGGCAGAGCGCUGUACGGUUCGAUACUCAAACAUAUCGAUUUUCGGUGUGCUUGAAGAUAAGCAUGUUAAGUUUGUGCCGAGCCCAAAUACCGUAUCAAACUUGAACACAGGGAAUGCGCUGGUGCCUUGUUGGAGCAGGAUUUCUUUCCAGAAGAAAUACCUCCACAUGUUCUUGACUGAAGUCCGCACGAUUCUUUGGUUGAAAGAGAACUCCGGAUUACGUUCCCGAAGUCGAACGAUGGAAAUGGAGCGAGUACUUGCAAAAGUCACUCCGACGCUCAAGUCAAUACGAGUGAUUUGUGUCUCCCUUGUUCCGCACUCCUCGGGAAGUUCGAUCAUCCCACGUCUUUUGGUUGUGGCAUAUGGGUUAGGCCACGAUACGUUAGAUUUGAUCCCCACAGUGCCCCCAUUUUUUCCUCUCUACAUGCUUCGCGGGUAG